Rodentolepis nana is the source of this 456-nucleotide messenger RNA. The record is from the annotation of a GenBank genome assembly. Lineage: Eukaryota; Metazoa; Platyhelminthes; Cestoda; Cyclophyllidea; Hymenolepididae.
AUGAGUACUGCGGAUAAAGAGCAAUUACGCAAUGAGUUUAGCCCAACCGGAAGUGGAACUGGACACACAUUACGAACUUUGGAGCAGGCUUAUGACAAUUAUAUCUCAGAUAUCCGAUCUCCUCUCCAAUCCACGCAACGCAAUUACGUUUUCCCCGAACUUAAUCCUGAAGUUGUUAGUAGUAUUGAGAAAAGCCUUAAGGAAUGGAGGACUGUAUGCCAGCUCCUUAGAAUCGAUCAACCAGAAAAAAUCACGGGACAACAAACAACCACUCAGAUGUCUCAAAUGUCAAAUUCGGAGAGCGAUUUAGAAGCAUCUAUUAGGAAACUGGCGUUCUGGUUGGAUAACGUUUCAUUAUAUCUUAAUUCUUCUGGCGCUUGUCUUGGUGGGGAUUUUAAUCAAAACGCAGUCAUAGCCCACAUCAAGGUAAAUGACCUUUCAAAUUUUUUAUUUUAA